CUGACAAUUCUUUCGUGAUCAUGUGACUGAUCAAAAUGGUAGACAGACUUCCCUGUAAUACUUAUCGAACCAGUGUGUAAAAUGGGAACAGAAUACAGAUACCAGAAUAUAGCUUAUCGUGAUUUAACCGAGCUUCCUCAAGACUUGAUAGAAAGGACAGCUAAAUAUGUAGAAGAACUUGAUCUAACAGCAAACAGAAUCUCUGAUCUUAGAUUUCUUAUUGAGUAUCAAAGUCUGAAGUCUUUAGUGUUGGACCACAAUUUUGUGACUUCACAUGUGAAAAUUGCAGACAUGCCAAGCUUACAUACAUUAUGGGUCAACCACAACAGAAUAGAUAAUUUAAGUGUGUUUAUUUCAACUCUGGCAAAGAAAUGUCCUAAUUUGAAGUAUUUGUCUAUGAUGAACAAUAAGGCAGCACCAAGUUACUUCAACAAUGGCACUUUUCAACAAUAUAUAGACUACAGAUACUUUGUAAUAAGCAGACUUCCAAAGCUUGAGGUAUUAGAUGACAAGAAAAUUGACAGGACUGAGCGAUCUGAGGCGGAACGAAUAUAUAAACCGGUGAGAAAAAGAGUGAAAAAGAAACACAUAACUGGUGACUGAACAUAUAUAAAGGUUGCCUACUAGAUAUACCAUAACAUACUGUUGUUCUCAAACAAUCUGACUAGGACACAAAGUUGAUAUACAUUUAAAUAUAAACUCAUAUCUACCUAAUGCUGCAAUCAUGUUUUAAUUAUUAGAAUAUCCCUGUUUCUCAUAUUCUCAGGGUUUCUCAUAUUCUCAGGGUUUCUCAUAUUCUCGUAUUUUGCCUUCAAGUUGUCAAAUAAUUUAAUGUUUGUUAUUUUCUAGACAGGAAUGGUACAAAACUGACACACUGAAAAUUUCAAUUGAUUUGAAUGCAUAUUGACGAAACUAUCAGCAUUUUACUCAAUUUUUAAAAAAAUCCUUAUUUUUUUCUGGUGGUGUUAGCAAAUUUGCCAUAAAUUAUUGAUUAUGCAAUUAAUUGUCAUAUUUCUUGAUGUAUUUACUACAGAAUAUAUCUUUUUAUUACGCAAUGGUAAUUUUAAUGUUUUAAAUUCUAUAACUUAUUUGCGAUGAAAAGUCAAAUCUAAAUCCACGGGAAUACGAGAAACUCUUGGUCCAUUUCUGUGGGUGAGGGUGGUAUCAAAUACAGGAACAAAAUAAUUAAAUGGGAUAAUUUCAGUACCAUUUUAUGACUCCAUCUGAAAGACAAGUGAAUUUAUUUUCAAAAUAACACCCAAAUGCUGUUUAUGAAAAGGUUAAUCUGUUACUGGGAAUAAAAACAACCCCUUAGGUCCCCGAGAAUAUGAGAAAACAGGAUAUACAUGUAGAAAAUAUUAUACAUUUUGCUUAAUUGGCUUAAUAAGUAAUUUGUGAGGUAUUUGAAAUAAUUGAUUGUAAUCUAAUUAUUUCUGUUGAGACUGAGUAUAACAUUUAUUCAACAGUAUUUCAUUAAACAUGUAUUAUACUAUGAGCAUAUUUUCUAUGUAAUCUCACAAUAGUGACUUCCUCCUGUUAAAAUGUUUUUACUCUUUACUAAAUGACUGUGCCUGUGUCCAUUGUAUAUGGAUAUUUUCUUAUGUCUGUGGAAGAUAUAGGCAUACAGACACUAAAUAGAAAAAUGGCGCAAAAAAAAAUGGUAGUCGCAUAAUGGCAGAUACAAAUAGUCCUCAGCUUUUUUGCUCUGUAGAGCUAUUUUCCUUAUUUUCUUUGCAAUUUUUUUUCUAUUUUUUUGCUAAAAUCACAUGACAGAUCUAUGCUUGACAUGUAGGUAGCAUUUUCAUAAUGAAAUAACAACAUAACAAAAUAUUUCAUGGAAACUUAGAUCAUACACCACCAGUAUAAUUUGGGGUCUCAUUUUUAGCUCACCUGUCACAUAGUGACAAGGUGAGCUUUUGUGAUCACCCUUUGUCCGUCGUCUGUCGUGUGUGCGUCCGUGCGUCCGUCCGUCAACAAUUUCUUGUCUGCACGAUAGUGGUUUCAUUUAUGAUUUUAUUUUAACCAAACUUACGCACAACUUGUAUCACCAUAAGAUCUCGGUUCCUUUCUUGAACUGGCCAGAUCCUGUUAUGGGUUCCAGAGUUAUGGCCCCUGAAAGGGCCAAAAUCAGCUAUUUUGACCUUGUCUGCACAAUAGCAGCUUUAUUUAUGAUUUGAUUUUUACCAAACUGGCACACAACUUGUAUCACCAUAAGAUCUUGGUUCCUUUCUUGAACUGGCGAGAUUCCAUUAUGGGUUCCAGAGUUAUGGCCCCUGAAAGGACCAGAAUUAGCUAUUUUGCCCUUGUCUGCACAAUAGCAGCUUCAUUUAUGAUUUGAAUUAAUCAAACUUGCACAAAACUUGUGUAGCCAUAAGAUCUCAGUUCCUUUGUUGAACCGGCCAGACCCCCUAAUGGGUUCCAGAGUUAUGGCCCCUGAAAGGGCCAAAAUUAGCUAUUUUGAACUUGUCUGCACAAUAGCAACUUCAUUUAUGAUUUGAUUUUAACCAAACUUGCACACAACUUGUAUCACCACAAGAUCUUGGUUCCUUUCUUAAACUGGACAGACUCCAUCAUUGGUUCCAGAGUUAUGGCCACUUAAAUGUCCAAAAUUGGCUAUUUUGGCUUUUGCAGCCAUAUAGAGACUUCAUUUACAAACUUCCAAAAUAUCUUCAACAACAAUAAAUCUUGGAUUCCAUGACAAAUCAGAUCCAUUCGUAGUUUCCAGAGUUAUUUUAUAUCUGAUACCUCCCCUGAUUGGAAUCAAAAUGGAUUUAUAUCAGUAAGUACUUACAGGACUUAUUUGAAAUUUCAUUAUUGUCAUUAGUUGGACCGAGGCAAUCAGGGUAGAUAACUAUGGACUGAUUUUAUGUCAAAUUACCUCCCUUUAUUUUUGAAAUUAAAAUGGGUAUAUCUCCAUAACUAAUGAAGAUACUGAUCUGAAAUUUCAUUUAUGUUAACAGAUUUAUUUGGCAGAUCCUUCUUUUGUUAACUUCAAUAAUUUUCUUUUGAAUUACUUCCCUUUUACGUUACUAUAAAUAGCCUAUUUUUAGUAACUUUUUUGUUAUUGGCCGUAGGGAAAAACCGAGACCACUUUUCUGUGGUACAACAUGGAUGGUACCUCCAAUUUUUAGCUCGACUAUUCGAAGAAUAGUCUAGCUAUUCUACUCACCCUGGCGUCGGCGUCAGCGUCGGCGUCACACCUUGGUUAAGUUUUUGCAUGCAAGUACAUACAGCUAUCAUUAAAGGCAUAUAGCUUUGAAAGUUAUUUAUUCUUUUUCUAGGUCAAUUACCAACCUCACUGGGUCAAGUUCCAUAACUCUAACAUGUAUUUUGAGCAAAUUAUGCCCCCUUUUGGACUUAGAAAAUUCUGGUUAAAGUUUUACAUGCAAGUUACUAUCUCCAAAACUAAUGCAGAUAUUGAAUUGAAACUUCACAUGUGUCUUCGGGGUUAUGAAACUAGUUGAUAGCACCAAGUCCCAUAACUCUGACCUUCAUUUUGGCCAAAUUAUGCCCCCUUUUGAACUUAGAAAAUUUUGGUUAAAGUUUUGCGUGCAAGUACAUACAGCUAUUACUAAAAGGCAUACAGAUUUGAAACUUAUUUUUUCUUUUUCUAGAUCAAUUACCUACCUCACUGGGUCAAGUCCCAUAACUCUGACAUGUAUUUUGGCCAAAUUAUGCCCCCUUUUGGACUUAGAAAACUCUGGUUAAAGUUUUGCAUGCAAGUACAUACAGCUAUUACUAAAAGGCAUAUUGAUUUGAAACUUAUUUUUUCUUUUUCUAGAUCAAUUACCUACCUCACUGGGUCAAGUCCCAUAACUCUGACAUGUAUUUUGGCCAAAUUAUGCCCCCUUUUGGACUUAGAAAAUCCUGGUUAAAGUUUUACAUGCAAGUUACUAUCUCCAAAACUAAUGCAGAUAUUAAAUUGAAACUUCACAUGUGUCUUCGGGGUUAUAAAACUAGUUGAUAGAAUCAAGUCCCAUCUCUGACAUGUAUUUUGGGCAAAUUAUGCCCCUUUUUGGACUUAGAAAAUCCUGGUUAAAGUUUUGCGUGCAAGUCCAUACAGCUAUUACCAAAAGGCAUAUAGCUUUGAAACUUAUUUAUUCUUUUUCUAGGUCAGUUACCAACCUCACUGGGUCAAGUUCCAUAACUCUUAACAUGUAUUUUGAGCAAAUUAUGCCCCCUUUUGGACUUAGAAAAUUCUGGUUAAAGUUUUACAUGCAAGUUACUAUCUCCAAAACUAAUGCAGAUUGAAUUGAAACUUAACAUGUUUCUUCAGGGUUAUUAAACUAGUUGAUAGCAUCAAGUCCCAUAACUCUGAUAUGCAUUUUGGUCAGAUUAUGUCCCGUUUCGAACUUAAAACUCUUUUGAUAUUUAACAUUUUGGGUAAUAAAUUCCUGCUUCUGUGACAAUAUUUCAAAUAGUCGAGCUUGGCUGUCUUACGGACAGCUCUUGUUAGCUCACCUGUCACAAAGUGACAAGGUGAGCUUAUGUGAUCGCACGGUGUCCGUCGUCCGUCCGUGUGUGCGUCCGUGCGUCCGUCCGUAAACUUUUGCUUGUGACCACUCUAGAGGUCACAUUUUUCAAGGGAUCUUUAUGAAAGUUGGUCAGAAUGUUCAUCUUGAUGAUAUCUAGGUCAAGUUCGAAACUGGGUCACGUGCCGUCAAAAACUAGGUCAGUAGGUCUAAAAAUAGAAAAACCUUGUGACCUCUCUAGAGGCCAUAUAUUUCACAAGAUCUUCAUGAAAAUUGGUCAGAGUGUUCAACUUGAUGAUAUCUAGGUCAAGUUCGAAACUGGGUCACGUGCCGUCAAAAACUAGGUCAGUUGGUCUAAAAAUAGAAAAACCUUGUGACCUCUCUAGAGGCCAUAUAUUUCACAAGAUCUUCAUGAAAAUUGGUCAGAACGUUCACCUUGAUGAUAUCUAGGUCAAGUUCGAAACUGGGUUACGUGCCAUCAAAAACUAGGUCAGUAGGUCAAAUAAUAGAAAAACCUCGUGACCUCUCUAAAGGCCAUAUUUUUCCAUGGGAUCUGUAUGAAAGUUGGUCUGAAUGUUCAUCUUGAUGAUAUCUAGGUCUUUUUCAAAAUUGGGUCACAUGCGGUCAAAAACUAGGUCAGUAGGUCUAAAAAUAGAAAAACCUUGUGACACCUCUAGAGGCCAUAUAUUUCAUGGGAUCUAUAUGAAAGUUGGUCUGAAUGUUCAUCUUGAUGAUAUCUAGAUCAAGUUUGAAAGUGGGUCACAUACCAUCAAAAACUAGGUCAGUAGGUCAGAUAAUAGAAAAACCUUGUGACCUCUCUAAAGGCCAUAUUUUUCAUGGGAUCUGUAUGAAAAUUGGUCUGAAUGUUCAUCUUGAUGAUAUCUAGGUCAGGUUCGAAACAGGGUCAUGUGCGGUCAAAAACUAGGUCAGUAGGUCUAAAAAUAGAAAAACUUUGUGACCUCUCUGGAGGCCAUAUUUUUCAAUGGAUCUUCAUAAAAAUUGGUCUGAAUGUUCACCUUAAUGAUAUCUAGGUCAAGUUUGAAACUGGGUCACGUACCUUAAUAAACUAGGUCAGUAGGUCAAAUAAUAAAAAAACUUUGUGACCUGUCUAGAGGCCAUACUUUUCAUGGGAUCUGUAUGAAAGUUGGUCUGAAUGUUCAUCUUGAUGAUAUCUAGGUCAAGUUUGAAAUUGGGUCAACUGCGGUCAAAAACUAGGUCAGUAGGUCUAAAAUUAUUAAAAUCUUUUGACCUCUCUAGAGGCCAUAUUUUUCAAUGGAUCUUCAUGAAAAUUGAUCUGAAUGUUCAACUUGAUGAUAUCUAGGUCAAGUUCGAAACUGGGUCACAUGCGGUCAAAAACUAGGCCAGUAGGUAUAAAAAUAGAAAAACCUUGUGACCUCUCUAGAGGCCAUAUUUUUCAAUGGAUCUUCAUGAAAAUUAGUGAGUGUUCACCUUGAUGAUAUCUAGGUAAAGUUCAAAACAGGGUCACGUACCUUCGAAAACUAGGUCAAUAGGUCAAAUAAUAGAAAAACCUUGUGACCUCUCUAGAGACUAUAUUUUUCGAUGGAUCUUCAUGAAAAUUGGUCAGAAUUUUUAUCUUGAUAAUAUCUAGGUCAAGUUCAAAACUGGGUCACAUGAGCUCAAAAACUAGGUCACUAUGUCAAAUAAUAGAAAAAACGAUGUCAUACCCGAAACUGGGUCAUGUGGGAAGAGGUGAGCGAUUCAGGACCAUCAUGGUCCUCUUGUUAGGUGUAUUUUGACAUAUCUGUACCUUGUAAGAAUUUUGUUUUUCUUUUUGGUUAAAUUUCUUUCCUUUGUUGUUCCUGUCCUUUGGACUUAGAUAUUUUUUCUGAGGACCUUCAUGUCCUCAAGUGCAAUGAUAACAGGUGAGCGAUAUAGGGCCAUCAUGGCCCUCUUGUUUAGCUGAUUUUGCAGUUUGUGUGUUUGAAUGAAAUUAUUUUUCUUGCAUCAAACAUGACCCCCACUUUUCUUUUGAUUUUUAGUUAGCACUGACAAUAUUCUUCAAGAAAAUGUAAGUUACAGACAUUUAAAAUGGGUCCUGAUGUGUGCUGCUAUCAUUGGAAAUAUGUCAAUUUUAUAUAGAAUAAAGAACAACAACUA
This is a messenger RNA of Mercenaria mercenaria, 6590 nucleotides long. Its product is annotated as leucine-rich melanocyte differentiation-associated protein-like. Bases 82 to 603 code for a protein of 173 amino acids. NCBI's taxonomy places the organism in Eukaryota, Metazoa, Mollusca, Bivalvia, Venerida, Veneridae. The transcript has 6 exons. Gene Ontology annotation, molecular function: protein binding. The record is from RefSeq and is a predicted model, not a curated record.